AUGACUAGUCACGCAGAGGGUAUUAUAUUGGAUUGCCUAAAGGCAGUUCGACCCUUGCUUUUGGGUCAACGACCGGUGGCUGCGGUCAAUUACGUGGCGGGUAAGCCCUUGCGUGCCACGGAUGUACUCAACAACUACCGGCAACAAUUCCACUCCAAGUUGCUUAUGUACGCGGAGAGAUUGCGGCUGGCGAAAGAACUUCUCGUUACUGCCAUGGUCACCUUGCAGGCCACAGAGUACCUGCAGAAGAAGGUGCCCGGGGAGCAUCCUUUAUGUCUAGUUAGUUUACUCGGUGCACACCGCAAACUUGUAGAAUUGCAGCACUGCUGCGGAACCCUCUCAUUCUUCAAAGGGAAAAUGUAUGUGACCCAAAGUUUGCAACCAAAACCCGAAUUCCAACCCGACUACGUGAACAGUGUCGGCAAAGAACAAAACCGGACAAACAAUGACUACGCGCCACACCUCUGGCACCGACUCCCUGGACAUUACCAGCUGUCCAUACUCCGGAGACAAGGCGACCGACAUGAACUACGAAUCGAACUGCGGAGCGGCCGGUCCAGGUACCCGCCUGCAUCCACAGGCGGGACGCUGACCUCUGCUGUCGGCAACACGGCAGCCGGGAAGAGCUGUCCUCAAUGGCUCCAUGAGACGCGUAAAACCAUCAGUCUAGAUAUCACAGCAAGCAAGUACAUCAGCUGGUCCUUCGAGCACGACAGUCUCGAAGACCUACUGCUUGCUGGCGGGGGCACGUGUGACUGCUGUUCGUCAGCAGACAAAUGGCACGAGGUAGAAGAAACGACCGGCGACGGACUCCUUCCCUACAACUCUGCAGCUCCUGACUCCUUUGAGCGUGUGGAGAUCGACGUCGCGCCGCCCCCCAAAGAAACCAGUCGCCGGGCCAGGAAGCGGAGCCGGAAGCCCCCCAAACUCGGACCCGCCGCGCCACCGCGACCUCCUCCGCCGCUGCCUGUUGCAGCGGUGGAACAAAAAAUUCAGGCCAUUGAGCUCCCCGCUCUCCUAUUCGAGGGAGGAGGACUCCCCCAUGCUGCUCUCCCCGACCCGGCCGGUGAAGACGCUGACGCGGGUGAGGGAGCCCGCCGGGAUGGUGCUGCUCCUGUAGCAAUCUUCGUAAUCUCGAGCGGCAAAAAAGAGGAUGUGCUCCGCUUCAUGUAUUUAGCGCGGUUAAUAUAUGCACACACGUGUGCACACGCGCGAGAGGUCGGCGGCUCGGUCAGUCACGAAAGUUUAUUGAGACUGCUAACCCUGUAA
Messenger RNA from Gregarina niphandrodes, 1269 nucleotides. RefSeq lists its product as hypothetical. The coding region runs from base 1 to 1269 and encodes 422 amino acids. The record is from RefSeq and is a predicted model, not a curated record. Lineage: Eukaryota; Apicomplexa; Conoidasida; Eugregarinorida; Gregarinidae. The transcript has a single exon.